This is a messenger RNA of Carcharodon carcharias (great white shark), 3442 nucleotides long. RefSeq names its product inter-alpha-trypsin inhibitor heavy chain family member 6 (gene itih6). Bases 36 to 3035 code for a protein of 999 amino acids. Gene Ontology annotation, molecular function: serine-type endopeptidase inhibitor activity. The record is from RefSeq and is a predicted model, not a curated record. The transcript is spliced from 19 exons. Lineage: Eukaryota; Metazoa; Chordata; Chondrichthyes; Lamniformes; Lamnidae. Gene Ontology annotation, biological process: hyaluronan metabolic process.
GGCCGGGGAGAUGGAGAAUUAGACGUGAAACAGAUAUGAGUGGAAAGCCGGUGAUCACUGACUUUCUGAUAAAGUCCACGGUAAUCUCCAGAUACGCGCUGACCACAGUGCAGAGUGCAGUCCACAAUCCUGGCUCAGAAGCACGGGAGGCUGUCUUCGACAUGGAACUUCCACACGAAGCCUUCAUCUCCAACUUCACCCUGAAGAUCGAUGGGAGGGUCUAUGUGGCGGAGGUAAAGGAGAAGGAGGUAGCCCGACGUGUCUACGAUGCUGCGCGAGCGAGGGGACACACAGCAGCUCAUCUGGCCACCAGGGGCCGCGAGAUGGAGAAGUUCCAGGUGGCGGUCAACGUGGAAGCCGGGGGCCGCGCCGACUUCACGCUGAGCUACGAGGAGCUGCUGCCGCGGAGGCUGGGCCACUACGAGCUGGCGCUCAGCAUCCGGCCCCAGCAGGUGGUGCGCAACCUGACCGUCGAGGUGGUCAUCGCCGAGCGGACCGGCAUCGAGUACGUCGAGGUGCUGCCCCUCCGGACCAGCGAGCUGCUGGACAACAGGCUGAAAGGAACGCAGGACGUCCUGAAGUCCACCUCGGUGGAGCGGACCACGACCUGCGCCCGGGUCUGCUUCACCCCGAGCCCCGAGCAGCAGGCCCUGUACUCCAGCCAAGGUAUCCAAGGAGACUUUGUGGUCCGUUACGCUGUCCAAAUGGCCGAUCUCAUCGGGGACAUACAGACCUUCAAUGGCUAUUUUGUUCACUACUUCGCUCCAACCACUUUACCUGUUGUAUCCAAGAGCGUGGUCUUUGUCAUUGAUAUCAGUACAUCGAUGAUCGGAACAAAGAUCAGACAGACAAAGGAAGCGAUGAACACCAUCCUGAGUGACCUUCGACCCGAUGACGAUUUUAACAUUAUCACCUUCUCAGACAUCAUUGAGGUGUGGAAGGUGAACCAGUCUAUACAAGCCACCAAACAGAAUGUGCAGAAGGCCAAGAAAUACAUCAACAUGAUUGUGCCCUCCGGGUGGACCGACAUCAACGGGGCUCUGCUGGCGGCCGCCAAGCUUUUCCACGGAGACGGUCAGGCCGGGGGAGGAGAGGCCGGGACCAAGGUGCCGCUGAUUAUCUUCCUGACCGACGGGGAGCCGACCUCCGGGGUCACCUCAAGCAGCGCCAUCAUCGGCCACGCCAGGGAGGCCCUGCGGGGCUCCCUGUCCCUCUUCUGCUUGGGCUUCGGUGACGACGUGGACUUCCCCUUGCUCCAGAGGCUGGCGCUGGGCAACCGCGGCGUGGCCCGGCGCAUCUACGAGGACGCGGACGCCAGCCUCCAGCUCAAGGGCUUCUACGACGAGGUGGCCAGCCCCCUCCUCGUCGACGUGCGGCUCGACUACCUCGACAACCGGGUGGAGGACGUGACCCGGGCCCUGUUCCCCGCCUUCUUCAACGGGUCGGAGCUGGUGGUGGCCGGGAGGCUGAGGGCCCCGCCGGACCGGGACCGGGGCCGGGGCCUCCGGGUGCGCCUGCAGGCCUCAGGCUCCGCCGAGGCCCUGGAGCUGGAGAACGAGGUGCGGCUCAACGAGACGGGGCCCGGCCGGCGGUGCCCGCAGGCGGCGGAGGGGGCCGAGGGCUUCGUCCAGAGGCUCUGGGCCUACCACACCAUCCGGGGGCUGCUGCGGGCCCGGCUGCAGGCGGACGACGGGGAGGGCCGCAGGCUCCUGAAGGAGAAGGCCGUCGCCCUGGCGCUCAAGUACAACUUCGUGACCCCGCUGACCUCGCUGGUGGUCGUCAGGCCCGACGACCGGGCGGGGCCGACCCCGACCCCGACUCCGACUCCGACCGCGACCGCCGACGCCGGGACCUCCGGCACCUCGGCCCAGAGCCCCGCCCCGUCGCCCGCCGCCCUCGGCACGCCCCUCCCGCCGCCGACGCCGACGACCGAGCCCGCGCCGCGGGACCCGAGGAUGCUGCAGGCCGCCAAGAUAACUUUACGAUCAAGACCAGACACUAAAUAUUAUGAUGAACCUUUACCAGCAGUUGAAGCCUCUGAUUAUUAUGAUGAACCUUUACCAGCAGUUGAAGCCUCUGAUUAUUAUGAUCAACCUUUACCAGCAGUUGAAGCCUCUGAUUAUUAUGAUCAACCUGAACCAGUAGAUGAAGCCUUUUAUUAUUCUGAUUAUGACCUCUACUCGGACACUGAAGACAUAGAAGACAUGGAGUAUGUGGCAUACGGUUUAAAAAGUGGAGAGGCAGUCGUUCCCUCAGUAUCAUUCCUUUCUUCUGUGGAUGGUGAUCCUCACUUUAUGGUCAAGAUCCCGCAAUCGAACGAGAGCCUUUGCUUCACCAUUGAUGGGCAUGCGGACGACACCCUGCGCCUCGUCGAGGACCCUCUCUCAGGGGUCACCGUCGACGCCCACUUGGUGGGAGCACCGGCCGACCCGCAGCACAAGGACCUGCCCCGGAACUUCAUCGACAGGAUCACCGUGCGGGUGGUGAGGCCGGCGGCGGCGGGGUCGGGGGUCAGGGUUCAGGAGGUCAACGUCAGCCGGGAAGGCGCGGCCCUGGAAGGGGAGGGCCGCCUCAGCAUUCCGUGGGAGCCCCACUCCGUCACCAGCCGGACCGGCUUGAAGCUCGAGGUGUCCCGAAAGGCCUGCCUGAGCGUCUGGGUGGGCGAGAAGACCCAGUUCCUCAUCCUUCUCCACCGGUACGACCACCCCUCCUCCCUCCAGCUCAACCACCUCGGCUUCUACAUCGUCCAUGGUGACGGGCUGUCCCAGCAAGUUCGAGGCUUGCUCGGUCAGUUCCAGCGGGCUGACCUCCGUCUCCAGAGGCGGACGGUCCCUGGGAAUGCCGGAGAGCCGGAACAAGGCGAGCUGAGUUGCGGAGGUCGCCGGGUGUCCGUGACGCUGACCAGCCGGACUCUGAAGGACUCGCCGCUGCCGGCCCACCGGGCCCCGUGCUGGCUGGUGCACCGGGAGGACGCCGCCCGCCUGUUGGACGCCCCCUACGCCGGUUACAUCGUGCCGCGGAAGCCUGGCUCCUGAGGUCCCCCUCCCCCCCUCCCCUCCCCCGGCCCGGCGGCUUCCGGCCCUCUCCGGGGUCUGAUUUGGGGCUUUGUCUUGGCCGUUCCCCCCUCCCCCCCCCCCACUCGCGCUUCUAAAACACCCACCCCACCCCCGCCAACCACCUCCAAAAUGGCGGCCGCCGCAGGGUGGGCGUUCCGCCAUCGUGUUUCACCGUCUCGCUCCACACGCCCCUUGAACCUGGUCGUUACUUUGAGCUUCGUGGCUCCUUAGCCAAGUCUGGCGUGAGCCGGUGUGACGGCCCCUUCACCGCGCAGGUGGAGGCCAUUCGGCCCAUCCAGUCCUCCAUUGGCGCCCUGAAUGAACCGUCCCACCUCGUCCCAUUCCCCUCUCCCCCCCCCCCCGCCCCCACCUCAUCACCUCGCGCC